This is a messenger RNA of Homarus americanus (American lobster), 628 nucleotides long. RefSeq names its product cuticle protein AM1199-like. Lineage: Eukaryota; Metazoa; Arthropoda; Malacostraca; Decapoda; Nephropidae. Gene Ontology annotation, molecular function: structural constituent of chitin-based larval cuticle. The coding region runs from base 68 to 475 and encodes 135 amino acids. Gene Ontology annotation, cellular component: chitin-based extracellular matrix. The record is from RefSeq and is a predicted model, not a curated record. The transcript has 3 exons.
UCUCAGACAUCAUCCUCAGCUGGUCCUCACUCAGCCAACAUCCUCAGCCCAUACUCAAUCAGCCAACAUGAAGCUCGUGAUCCUCGCCUGCCUCGCCGCCGUCGCUGUCGCCGCCCCGCAGUUUAGUCGGCAUUACACCCAUCCUUAUCAUCCAGACUACAGGCAUAUCGCCAUCCUGAGGGACGACCGACAGGAUAACGGCGAUGGCAACUUCCGCUACGACUUCGAGACCGAGAAUGGCAUCGCCGUCAGCGCUGUUGGCCGCCCGGGCUCCAGGGGCCAGAGCAACAUCCAGGGUUCCUACAGGUUCCCAUUCCCCAGCGGCGGCUACGGUGAGGUUCGCUACGUCGCUGAUGAAUUGGGAUACCGCCCCUCAUCCCCUCUGAUCCCCACACCCCACCCACUCCCCGCCCACGCCAUCGAACAGAUCCGCAUCGCCGAGGACCAGCGCCGCCGAGGCAUCACCUUCCAGUAAGAAGACCAUCCCGAAGAAGAGACGACGAUAUCCAAGCGGCGACGACGAAGGGCUGCAGGAACAGGAACUCGACUCAGCUGCUUGGAGUGACAGUCGACCCUGACACUCCAUGUACAGAUUCUGUCUUGUUCCAAAAUAUAUUCUAGCAUGAUA